GAUGUUACCGAGGGGUUCAUUUUGAUGUAGCACAAUUUUGGUGCACGGCGCAGAUCUGACAACACAUGGAUGGGUUGCUCACAGUUAAAAUAAACGCCUCAUCAGUUAGCAGAUCGUUUAAAACACAGCUGCUCGCGUAACUGCUGUGAAACAACCCCACUAACUGACCGCAGACAUGGCCGACAAGACGCCGAAGGAGUCCGAUGCCCGCGUUGCCACCAGGAUAGACCCCACAAAGGAGGGUUUAUCGAACGAGCAGCUGCAUUUUAUCCGGCAGGUAGAGCUCGAGCAGUGGAAGAAGAAGACGCAGAAGCUGCGGACGCGAAAUGUAGUGACGGGACUCGCCAUCGGAGCUCUGGUUCUGGGGAUCUACGGCUACACAUUUUACUCCGUCUCUCAGGAGCGGAUCAUGGAUGAAAUCGAUGAGGAGGCCAAGCAAGCAAGACUGCAGGGGCCAAAGACCGGUGCCAACUGAGACGCACGUGUCGCCCGUCUGUCGUUGGACUGUGUGUCUGUUCUGCACUUAACUGAGACGGGACUUAUGUGGACACUGAAGCCACUGAAUUAUAUUCCAAGGCUGGCCGCUGCUUUUCAUGUGGACACAGCGGUGGACUCUGUUUUGUGUUGAUUGUGAAGGUUAAUUGUGAGGUUCUGCUGCUGACUUAUUGCUUGAUGUGUCUUGAUUUUGAUUGUCAGUGGAGGGGACUAAUCCACUGACCUUGCAUGCUACUCAAAAGGCCCACACUGUAGUGUAAUUACAACCCUUACUGAACAGGUUUUCAGCCCUGAUCAUGUGAAAUGCACACAGGGGGGAGAGAAUAUCCUAAAUUUCAGUCAACAGUGGCCUUUAACAGCAGAGAGUGGCGGUGACACUGCUGAAAUGACACACGGAUCAACCUGUUCAAACAUUUAUGUUGAGAAAGUGAUGCUUUGUAAAAUAAAAAUAUAAUGUAUUUGA
Messenger RNA from Plectropomus leopardus (leopard coralgrouper), 958 nucleotides. It is a transcript of the gene coa3a, whose product is annotated as cytochrome C oxidase assembly factor 3a. NCBI's taxonomy places the organism in Eukaryota, Metazoa, Chordata, Actinopteri, Perciformes, Serranidae. The record is from RefSeq and is a predicted model, not a curated record. Gene Ontology annotation, cellular component: mitochondrial inner membrane. Gene Ontology annotation, biological process: mitochondrial respiratory chain complex IV assembly.